Molecule: messenger RNA, 297 nt
Organism: Mytilinidion resinicola
Lineage: Eukaryota; Fungi; Ascomycota; Dothideomycetes; Mytilinidiales; Mytilinidiaceae
Product: SPC12-domain-containing protein
Exons: 2
Biological process (GO): protein targeting to ER
Cellular component (GO): endoplasmic reticulum membrane; signal peptidase complex
Source: RefSeq, a predicted model, not a curated record
CUCCUAGAUUGCGCUCGUCAUCAUGCUAACGGUGGGCAGGACUUCGAGGGCCAACAUCUGGCUGAGCUCGUCACAACGGUGCUGCUAGGAGUUUCCGGAAUAAUCGCCUUCUUGGUCGGCUACGUUCAGCAAGACAUCUACCAGACCCUGUGGAUUGGACUGGGGGGAACCGCCCUCACCUUUAUCGCUGUCGUCCCGUCGUGGUCCUUUUACACCAAGAACCCCGUUGCAUGGCUGCCUCCCCACAAUGCUACAUCGGGUUUGAGAAUCGAUGUGGACGGGAAUCAGGUGGGCUGA